Messenger RNA from Colletotrichum karsti, 927 nucleotides. RefSeq names its product spherulin 4-like cell surface. The record is from RefSeq and is a predicted model, not a curated record. The coding region runs from base 1 to 927 and encodes 308 amino acids. The transcript has a single exon. NCBI's taxonomy places the organism in Eukaryota, Fungi, Ascomycota, Sordariomycetes, Glomerellales, Glomerellaceae.
AUGAAGCUUCUUCUCCCUCUCUUUGGAGUCAUCGCUCCUGCAAUCGCAGCAGUCGACAUCCUGCUGCCGCUCUACGUCUACCCGCUCGCAGGUGCCUAUGACGGAACAGCAGACUGGAAUGCCGCGAUUGCUGCCAUAGACGCCCACCCGGAUCUCACCUUCAACGUCAUCAUCAACCCCAACAGCGGCCCGCCCUUUGCCAGCGAAGAAGGCAUCAAGAAAGACUGGGCGAAAUGGAUCGGCCAGAUCAAUGGCCGACCCAACGCCGUGACCUUGGGGUACAUCUCAACCCUCGGCACCGUGCAGCCCCAACCUCGCGACAUCGCAAUCGUCAACCAGGGCAUCGACACCUACUCGUCAUGGACCACGGCCGAGGACUGGGACGGAGUCGUCAGAGACAUCUCCAUCAGCGGCAUCUUCUUCGACGAGGUCAACACGGCUCCGGCUCACGUCCAGUACUACACGCAAGUUUCCAACUACGCCAAGUCCAAGACGGGCUUCGUCGUGCUGAACCCCGGCGUCCCGGUCAACACGGAUAGCUACGCGCUCUACAACGUCGCCGACGCCAUCCUGUCAAUCGAGACUUGCUACACGGCUGAUCCGGAUGCCCCUCAGGACCGAUGCCCCAGGAACACUUACACGCCCUUCACGCCCGCUGUACUUGAUAGCCUGCCGUCGGAUGCGGCCCUGAAGGCCAAGUCGGCUGUCGUGGUUCAUGACUUCUAUGAUGAUUGGGAGCCGUACCAGCCUGCUUCUCUCGCCACAUUGCAGGCAGACAUCAAUGCUAUCGUGGCUCAAGGGGUACAUAGCUUAUACAUCACCCAGUGGGGUUACAAUGAGAGCUUUACCCGAGAGCCUGCGAGUGUAGGAACUGUUUCCAACCUCUUGGCUCUUGCUCAAGGUCUGUCGUCGGGCCAGCCUUUGUGA